Colletotrichum lupini is the source of this 549-nucleotide messenger RNA. RefSeq names its product short-chain dehydrogenase/reductase family Oxidoreductase. The coding region runs from base 1 to 549 and encodes 182 amino acids. The transcript has a single exon. Lineage: Eukaryota; Fungi; Ascomycota; Sordariomycetes; Glomerellales; Glomerellaceae. The record is from RefSeq and is a predicted model, not a curated record.
AUGAGCUCAAGUGCCCAAACCGCAUUGGUCCCUGGAAAGUUCCCGUUCAACUUCAAUUCUCCCGAUUGCUUCCAUAAUCCAGUUCCCUCGCCGCCAUGGCAAUGGCGCUAUUUCGGCCGCUUCAUAUUCGGCUUUGACACGAUCCGCUACGGCGUAUCCAAAGCUGCCAAUGCCAUCUUUGCCCAGGAGCUGCAGAGAAGAAUGGAUGAACAGAAGCUGCCGAUUCUAUCCAUGGCAGUACAUCCCGGCGAAGUUGCCACUGAGGGCGUCUUCUCAGUCAAUCCUAGUCUAAUCAAGACGAUUGCGCGUUGGACAUUCAUCUCCCCAGAGCAGGGCGCUGCGACGCCCGUCUUUGCAGCUGUUUCGAAGGAGAUUCGCCAGGAUGCCUCCAAAUACAAGGGCAAGUUUGUGUUCCCUGGUGGGAAGAUCGGAGACCCGAACCCAGUCGCUUCGAAUAAGGAGCAAGCUACUGGAUUAUGGCGCAACGCCAAUGAGGAAGUGAAUUCGCAGCUUCGCGCUCAAGGACUCCCUGGUCUUCAACCAUGGUAA